AUGGAAGUUGGCAUGCUUUUGACAAGGCGGACAUUUUUUGACGAACUCGACUGCUUCACUUUGCAAGGUUGGCCAAAAAAAAGAGUUGACUACUUGAAGUAUGAUAAUUGUAACAACAAUAAUAUAAGCCCAAAAAGAGAGGUGGCAUUCAGGCGAAUUUGUUGUGGUUUUGAAAUACCACACCAAAUAACUGGAGACAUCAAAGAUAAUUGGGACUCAAUGACAUCUCUUACAGAUCAAAAUGACAAAUGGGCUUCUUAUGCUAGACUUGGAGGAUGGAAUGAUCCUGACAUGCUUGAAGUUGGAAAUGGAGGCAUGACAGAAGAAUACUGUGCUCAUUUUAGCAUAUGGGCAUUAGCUAAGGCUCCUCUAUUGAUUGGUUGUGAUACGCGAGCCCUUGAUAAGACCACAAAGGAACUCCUAAGCAAUUUAGAAGCUAUUGCUGUAAAUAAAGAUAAACUAGGAGUUCAAGAAAAGAAGGUGAAAAGUAAUAAUGGUUUGGAGGGAACACAAACCGCUAGAGACUGUCGCAGUUUCUGUUUGUUGAUACUUGACCAUAAACUGCUACUGCCAAUAGCGAUUUAUAUGUAUUGGGAUACGUGCUUAGACCGCUAG
Arachis stenosperma is the source of this 615-nucleotide messenger RNA. Its product is annotated as alpha-galactosidase-like. Gene Ontology annotation, biological process: carbohydrate metabolic process. Bases 1 to 615 code for a protein of 204 amino acids. NCBI's taxonomy places the organism in Eukaryota, Viridiplantae, Streptophyta, Magnoliopsida, Fabales, Fabaceae. The record is from RefSeq and is a predicted model, not a curated record. The transcript is spliced from 9 exons. Gene Ontology annotation, molecular function: hydrolase activity, hydrolyzing O-glycosyl compounds.